AUGAAGAAAUUCAUAAUUGGAUACAUUCUUUUGGUGAUUGUUAAUUCAGCAACACCUUUGAGUCUUUCUUAAUUUAAUUAAUGCACUUGUUAAAAUGCAAAAUAACAAGAUGAUUGUUUGAUUGAUUAUUGCAUUUGGGAUCCAAAUUAAUCAACUUGUUCAAAUAAAUCCUGCUCUGUAUUCAACAAAAAUGAUUGUCUUGGAGUUCCUAGUCCAUUUAAAUGUGUUUGGAAUUACACAUCAUCUAAGUGUGAAUCUUUUACUAAAUGUGCAGAUUAUACUUUCUCAAUUCCAGAUGGUGAAAGAUGUUAUGCUUUAUUUAAAUGCUAAGUUGAUGUUAAUACGAUUAAUAAUACCGAUCAGACUGUCAAAUGUAUGGAUAGAACAUCAGAUUCAGCUAAAAGUAUUGGCAGUUGUGAUAAAGUGCCGUUUAAUGAAUGCCUCUGGCUUGUAACUUCCGAUGGUAAAUAAUGUAUUAGGAAUACUCAGACAUAAGCAUGUGAAACAAAAUUAAUAACGAAAUGUUCUGAUUAUACAACCAAUGAUUCUUGUAAUACACAAGCUUGUUUUUGGGAAGCCACUACUUGCAAACCGUUAACUUGUUCUUAUUUUAAUGAUAAAUCUUGCAUAUUAUAUUUCUCAUUUGAUUUCAAAUAAGUUACAUUUUGUAACUGGAACGGAAAAAGUUGUUUAGAUUUAGAUACAACAACUUUAACAUAACAAUAAUGCUUAUCAUUCACCCUUUAUUCUUAUAUUUGGGAUCCAGAUACCAAGAAGUGUGAGGUUUGCUCAGAGUAAGAGGAGAGUUCUAGCACAGGAUUUCUGAUUUAUACAUCACUGUUGAUGGCCUUAGUAUUCAAUUGAAUUCUAUUAUAAGAACAAG
Paramecium sonneborni is the source of this 883-nucleotide messenger RNA. The record is from the annotation of a GenBank genome assembly. NCBI's taxonomy places the organism in Eukaryota, Ciliophora, Oligohymenophorea, Peniculida, Parameciidae.